ACGCAUGGAAUCGCCCGUUUACGGUUUUUGACCGAAUAUAAUCAGUCGUCAGUACUUUCAUAGCUUUGUUCAUAGAUAGCUCACUUAAGCGUGUAAAAAGGAGUCGUCCUAUAACAAACCUUGUUUUCACCACCAUAGGGAUAGAGCGAUUAAAGUUUUUAUCCUUUUGUAUACAAGGACAGUAUCCCUUAACAGAAACCACAUUCCUCAAAUAAACCCAGGAUAUCUUUCGUUGAUAUUCGUCGUUUUAGUCAUUUAUUUAUCAUGAUGAGGGUUUGUUUAUUGGUCACCGUGAUCUCUGCGAUGGUUUUAUUUGGCUUUACUCGCGGAGAGGAAAUGUUUAUGGACCCCGAUGGCGCUAAGUGCAAAGUUCCAAAAGUUGAGCUGAAAAUGCUGAAACCAGGGAUUAACAUACAAACCAAAAGGAGAUCUGAGAGGACCACAGGCCAACCAAUGACGUUUGAAGUCUGGUACGAUGAGUCAGUCCUAAACUCAACAGAAAAAGAUGUCGUCAUUAAUACUACUCAGCAAACAGUCGAAUUGAUAUCAAGACAACUCAGGGUGAAGGAAAGAUUAAAAAGCUUCAUUUUCCCCAGGUCGUGUGAAACCGGGUCAUACAUCUUCAAUGGAGAAGUGUUUAACUGCACAUGUGGAAGUCCCACUUGCGGUUUAGCGACAUUACCUGAACAUCAUUUAAAACCAUGUCUGAAAUGCCAACGAGAUGAAAAUGGGACCGAGUACGACUGCGAGCCCGAACCAGGAGGACCAGAGGAGAGAGGAAUUAACGAUGUCCAUUUCGUGCUAUAUGUCACCUCUGUAAAUGCAUGUACAGAAGGACUUAUUGCAUUCGCCGGCCCAUGCUUUCUUGAUCUAACAUUCAAUAGACCAAUUGCAGGGGCAAUGAAUAUUUGCCCGGAUUCUCUCAGACAAUACGCACCGGAAGUAAUUCAGCAAGUUGUUCAGCAUGAAAUCUACCACGCAAUAGGCGUCAAUGUAGGUAUGUUUGCAUUUUUUAGAGAUGAAAAUGGGGACCCAUUAACACCCCUGCAGGAAAAUGGUUUUCCUGAAUUUGACAGUAGUGCUGGACACUUCAAAUGGAGUGAGCGUGUCGCUCGAACCAAGACUUUAGAUUGGGAUAUCCGUGGAGGGACAACACAGCGGAACGUCACAAUCUUGGUUACACCGAACAUUGUUCGGGAAGCUCGAGAACAUUUUGGUUGCGACUCAAUUGAAGGUGUUGAACUUGAGGACGAUGGCGGUGAUGGAAGUGCUCUUAGCCAUUUUGAGUCUCGGAUAUUCACGACGGAAUCGAUGGCGCCGCAACUUACUUUUGGUCGGAAGUUUUCUAGAUUAACCUUGGCAUGGCUCGAAGAUACAGGAUGGUACGAAGUGGAUUAUGCCUAUGCUGACCCGUAUACCUGGGGCCGUGGUCUGGGCUGUGGAUUUGUCAAUCAGAGUUGUAAAUGGUGGAUGGACACCCAAAGAGAAAGAGGACUAUCUUUAGGUCCAUAUUGCGAGAAUCCAACUGAACUAAUGUGCAGCGUGGAUAGCAAGACUGCGGCGAUUUGUACGAACACAAUGCACAACGAAUUAUUGCCAGAACAAUAUCAGUAUUUUGAUUCAUUCCCUGGGGUGAAUGAGACGGAUUUAGGAAAGAUUGGCGGUGCUUACAUCAACCUAGAACACUGUCCUCUAAUAUACCCUCUCAAUGUUUUACACACCAAUGAUUACAGACGACAAACGUGUGACAAAGAUAUCAAUGAAUGUGACAGCAACCCUUGCAGCAAUGGAGCAACUUGCAUGGAUGUAAUCACAGGCUACUUCUGUGCUUGUCAUGCGGAAUAUGAAGGACUCCACUGCGAGUACGGUAAAACAAUUUGCACCUCAUCUGAUCGAUGUGAGAGAAAUGAGGUUUGCAAAUAUGGACUGUGUAGCUGUGGAGACGGUCGUAUCAGGACAGAGCAAGGUUGUCAAAUUCCCAGACGGUUUGAUAUGAGUUUUGAGCUGACAGAGAUCAACGGGUCACCUGUGAAAUACCUUGACUUCCUUAACACUAGCAUUGGAGUGAUAACGGAAGAACUAGAAUAUGCGAUUAACCAUCGGUUAUCAAGGUGGGAAAUAUUCGUGAACUCUGUCGUAAGCGUCGACAUCAAAUCAUUUUUGAACGGAAAUUCCGUAGUGGAGGCCGACAUCGUUCUUGACCCGAACAGUACAUCAAAUGACGUCAUGAUUUAUGAACUAAUGACGGAUAAUUAUUACUUUGCCGCCGAUGACCUGUCGGUUGGAAACUCAUCUUUCACAGUGAAUGUUACUUCUAUUGCUGUUCAAGAUUUGAAUGAAUGCAAUGAGACAGAAUACUCCGCUUGCUCUGUCUAUUCUGCCUGCAACAACUCGGUUGGUUCCUAUCAGUGCACAUGUCUUCAAGGAUUUGUAGAUCAAGGAGACUCCAUAGAUGGACCAGGAACGCUCUGCAUCGAUAUCGAUGAGUGCAGCGAUUCGUCGUUAAAUGAUUGCUCUCCGUUUGCUGAAUGCACCAACACACCCGGUGGAUACGACUGCGUUUGCCUAUCUGGGUAUACAGACUCUACCCAGAGUGAUGGAAGGAUAUGUGACGAUAUCAACGAGUGUCUUUCUCAGCCAUGCUUUAAUAGCGGUACGUGUAGAAACUUCAAAGAUAUGUUUACCUGUGAGUGUGCUACGGGCUACGAAGGACAGUACUGUGAAUCGAUGAUGGCGUCCUGUGAAAAUGACGACCAGUGCUUCACACUAGGUCAUGAGAUAUGUAGUACUUCUGGGUUAUGUACUUGCAGACUUGGAUACCUCAAAAGAAAUGGAGUUUGCCAAGCAACUGAAACGUACAAAGGUUCACUGCGUUUUAUAUCUAUCAACGGAUCGCCUUUGCUUUACACUUCUGCUCUGGCUGAUCCCUCGAGGGAAGGGUUUCAACAAUUAGCUCAACAGCUUCGAGGCACGCUCCUGUCAGUAAUUUUGAAUAUAUUGGACGUAUCAUUGACGUCAUUUCGUGCCGGAAGCGUCAUCGCAGAGUUUGAUCUUGUCGCUGCGGUCGGUUCAACUCAGGCUGCGGUUAUAACCGCCGUUACGAGAGGUCUAGGGAGCGGGACGAUUUUAGCUGGUCAAGAUAUAAUCAGUGUUGACCCUAGUAGCAUGAUGAUUGAUGAUCAAAAUGAAUGCACCUCUGCCGACCAGAAUGACUGCUCACCCUUGGCAACAUGCAUCAACGAACCCGGGUCAUUCUCCUGCACCUGUCUCCAAGGCUUCCUAGACAUCUCACCUCCUGGUGCGGGCACUGGAAGGUUGUGCGAAAGAGAUCAUGUUGAUGUAACAAAUUCCGAAUCCAUCACCAUCAUUAUAUCCAUCGUUAUUGGUGUCCUGGUUGUACUUUUCAUUGGAAUGAUACUCUUAUUCAUCUGCUGUAUAGUAUCUACGAGUAAAUUGAAGAAGGCCGAAAAACAGAACAUUCAAAAUUAUAUCCACAAUGAUAUCGUCGUAUACUCCACUCCAGAAAGCCGAAAUCCACCUCCUGCACAGAACAGUUUAGCUCUGGUAAAAUACACGCGUGAAGAUGAUAACCGCGUGGUUACGGCGGAAGAGCCUCAUCCAUUGAGUCUGGUAGAGUUUAGGGAACAUGGAUCAGGAUUGGACACACGCCCUAAACAUAACAAUAUAACUCAAAUACAGAAUGUUCCGAACGCCGUAUUCCGAUCGGAGGAACCACUUAACCAGAAUUUCCACCUCAUGCGCGACAUAGAGCUUGGUCAAUUUGGAUAUUCCAGUCGUCAACGUAGCGACCUCGCAUAUCCAGACAACUAUUUCUCUUUGGAAUUCCCUGGUCGUCAUCGACUAGGUCCACAAUAUCCCAAUCGCAGUCGACUGGCCCUGCAAUAUCCCGAUCGUCAUCGACUAGCCCUGCAGUUUCCCGAUCGCCAUCGUUUAGCCCUUCAAUAUUCCAGUCAUCAACACCCAUUGGAUUAUCGUAUGGCUUUAGAGUACCCACUACCCAACCCGUUCGCCACAUUACCUCCUAAAGAACAUCGCGACAAAUAUGAUGACAGGAGGCGUCACCAAAUGUAUCGUCGUCAGCUCAUGUUAGAAGAUGGUCAUAACUACCCAAGCCUGCCUAGGAUUGGUAACCAUUACUUCUGACGAGGGUACAUUUAACAAUAAUUCAAGUCGACCAUCAGUUUUGUCUUCUGUACGGGUCUGUCAACUUUAGUUUAGAUUUCAAGAGUAAGCUUAUUCUGCAAAGCAAUGUGCAUCAUUUAUCGGUGAAUUUACUAUAAUUGGUCUAAUCCAAAUAUGUCUUAUUUUUUGUUUAAUCUUGCUUGAUCUGAUCUAUUUUGUCCAAAACGUAAUUGUUGCCACCGAGCAAAGUUGGUCAUUUCAAGAAAUUCCACUUGGCUAUGUCUCUCGUGCAGUGCACAUUUUGACGAAGACCACCGUGACGUCAAGAACAUGAUUUGAAGAACUAGUAUUAGAUCAAAUGGUCAGGUAAAAAUUUAGAUAAAUUGGUCGCGAGAGUAUUCAACCCUUGGGUGAAAUGAUUAUCACAAAGUGACCAUCGUAGAUCAAGUGAUGAUUUGUUAAAGGGUUUGGUUGUCUUAGACAAAAUGGAACGAAGAACAACUAUGGUAUAGAUCAAGGAGUCGUCCAGAAUCGAGUACAGAGACCCCAUUUUAAUUGCAUGAGCUCCCUCCCAUAUAUUGCGCUUUUAGUGGAAAUUUACAUACUAUUUAAAAUUCGACAUGAUUGAUUAAACUUGUUCUAGUUUGAUAUGUGAUGGCAAGUGUUGUUUUAUCAUAACGUAUACGUUUAAGUGUUAAAUGGUCGUUCUUUUAAUCUAAUCAGAUGCUCAAAAAAAUCGCACCACGAAGGCACAAUUUUUAAUUCACAAGGACUUUUUUUUAAAUAAAUCUUUGCAAUAUUUUUUUUAAUAUGACUUUUAACAGUUUCUCAAUUUGGUUUUAGUCACUCGAAAAGCGGUUCAUAUCACUUUUUAAAUGCUUUUUAAAAACUAGGCGAGGUAAACACCCUCUUUGCUUUCUCAAUUCAAGUAUUGUAUGUUUAGUCUCGGUAGACUAAGCAGCAUUUCCAGAGUUAUUAUGUGGACGUUAGUUUUUUAUUAUAUUUUUAUGAACGACAGUAACGCAUGGUCCUCUGCAAAAUUUAGGGGUCAUUUUAAUGUUUUCUAGGAAAAAAAAUAUUUAUCACACAUUUCAUAUUGUAUAUUAUUAGCACAAAAAUGUUUUGUCAUGCUUUUGUCGAGGAACUGUUUCUCAAAUGUGCAAUGUUAAUUAACGGUGUGAUAUAUGACUUUAUUUAACAUAAUAGAAUUUCACUGGGUCGUUGUAAUUAAUGUAAAGCAUUUAAACGCCUUUCGGAUAUCUCAGACCAUUUUGAUGCAAAUGGUCAUUAAACUUCAUUCAAGAGAUGUAUUAAGGUCAAUGGUCAUGUCGUUUUACACGUUUCUCUCUAUAUGGAUGGUCUUUACUAGUUGAUAUCAAAGGCACAUUGCCAAUCCCUAAUACUUUGUAUUCGGAUUUCCUCAGAGUGAAACAGUAGGAAAUAUACACUUCAUACUUCAUUCUAUGUUUGUUAAAUUGUUACUACUAGUUUUUCUUGUUAUCUAGCAAACUGUAAACUUGGGCGACAUACGCAUUAGGGCGAUUCCAUGCUAGAAAAAUCAGCCAUUUUCACAACAUUUUUCAACCUGCUGUCCAAACGAGCGAAGAACUUCAAUUUGCUUUGUGGUAACAUCAAAGUACUACUGGGUAGACAUGCAAAAAAAUGACAAGCAACAAAAAUGUGUUGUCCAUAGGUGAAUUAGAGCUUUAAAUGUUGCGUGUCGUACGGGACAUUUCUGCGUCCCGUACGACACACAACAUUUUCACCUUUAAUUUAACCAUAAUCAAUUUUUGUGUGUGUUGGUUAUUAGUUUUUCACAUGACUUCUCACUAUAGCUUUAUCAUAGAUUAAAAAAAAAAAAGAAUAUUGUAUUGCUCAAGCAUUCGGCUAGGAAACUAUAAAUUGUUGUCAAAAUUCCCCGUACGACACGUAUGAAAUCGCCCAUUAGCCAUUAACAGGGUCAGAACCCCCCCCCCCCCCCCGGGUAUUUAUGUUGAUGUCCAGGAAUGUCUCUUUCGUAAUAUGGAACAGUGAUUAUUUUAAUUAAUGAAUGGGGUGAUAUAAUGUUCCUAUAUUUUCCACCCAAAGGGGUCACUGGUGAAAAAAAUAUCUACAUAUGAAUUGUUUUUUUCAGAACAAUUUUCUUACGAGAAAAAGAACAGGAAGAGAAAUAAAUGAAAAGCCUAAACAUUUAUUUUAAAAUUUAGACUCACCUUUCCCAAAUUGAUGCUAUUUCUCCUAUUUUUUUUUUCAAGCUGGUAAAUAAAAUGGUUAAUCGCUAUAAAAGAAGAGUCUCGUCAAGGAGAAAUGUAUUGAAAAUGCUAAAAAAUAAUUAUUUGAGGGGUUUGUAUUAAUGAUUUUGCCCCGUAAAAGCGGGUAUUAAUUCAAAUCGCUCAAUUGUUACCGUGUUCUUUGCAUCGGGGGGGGGGGGGGGACACGUAUAAAAAGUAAUCAAUACUGAUACAAUGGUUUCUCCUUUCAUUAAGGGGUAUGAAGGGUGUAUAUAAUACAAUUACUACUGGUUUGAUUUUGUUUCUGAUCGAAUGAUAUCUUCCUUAUUUCUAGCGAAAUUUAUGCAUCAACGAAGCUUUAAUCAGUCACACAUUUAAUUAGGACAUAUUGACUGACUUGUUCAUAUAUACAAUACAUAUAUAUAUAUUUAUAUUGUGUUUAUUAAGUGUUCGUCUGGGGUUAUAAGAAGAUAUAUACCAAUUUGUUUGGCUUGAUUUCUUGUUAUGGUUUCGUUAUUGUAUUUUUGUUUUAUUAUUAUACCUGUUCUAGAAGAUGUGAAAACUAGCAUAUUCACUGAAUUACUUGGAGAGGGAAUCAUUAAUCUAGUUUUAUUUGUUGGGCACAUUACCUUGACAGUUUCAUUCAAUCAAACUUAACAAUUUGGGUUAAUGUAACACAAAUCGUAUGAUGCAAUUGAACUCGUUGAACGUAUAACAAUUUCAGAAUAAUUGCAUUGCAGGAAACCUGUGUUUAUUUAUAAUUAUAUGGUACAUAAUCUAUAUCUUCAUUUCAUAUUUCAAGAAUAAACAAACGUCAAAUCCAA
Lytechinus pictus (painted urchin) is the source of this 7198-nucleotide messenger RNA. RefSeq lists its product as uncharacterized. Gene Ontology annotation, biological process: cell adhesion; proteolysis. Gene Ontology annotation, cellular component: membrane. The record is from RefSeq and is a predicted model, not a curated record. Gene Ontology annotation, molecular function: calcium ion binding; metalloendopeptidase activity. Bases 265 to 4164 code for a protein of 1299 amino acids. The transcript is spliced from 26 exons. NCBI's taxonomy places the organism in Eukaryota, Metazoa, Echinodermata, Echinoidea, Temnopleuroida, Toxopneustidae.